Molecule: messenger RNA, 1234 nt
Organism: Ilex paraguariensis (yerba mate)
Lineage: Eukaryota; Viridiplantae; Streptophyta; Magnoliopsida; Aquifoliales; Aquifoliaceae
Source: the annotation of a GenBank genome assembly
GAGCAUAGUGCUACCCCGACUGGAAUUUCUUAUUGAAUCUCUCCUCUCCGCAUCAUUCAAGCUUCCAAAGUGAGUCCCCUCGGAUUUUAUUGAUUCAAAUUUCCCAAAACAUGUCUUGGAUCCUGCAACCAGCUACAUUAGUACUGUAUCCGAAUAGCUCAGCAAUGACCAAUACUUGCAUAUCUAGAUUCCGCAGCAUUCACCAUAAGGCAGCAUUGCCACUGUUCCAUAGGAAAAAGUUUGGAAGUGAACUGUUCUUAAACUUUUCAACCUGUUCAUUGUCGUCAAUUUCUCCAAAUACAUCUCUUAUCAUCCGACCGCCAUCAAAAUUAGUAUUGGCUGCCUGCAUCACUCCAUCCAAUGCUCCACAACGGUCCGAUGAAUGGUUUGCACUCCGAAAGGACAAGUUGACCACGAGCACCUUCAGCACUGCUCUGGGCUUCUGGAAAGGCAACCGCCGAAGUGAGCUUUGGCAUGAAAAAGUAUUUGCAUCAGAUGCACUUGUCGUGGAAGCUUCUAAAAAGGGUGCCAUGGAAUGGGGCGUUCUGAAUGAAGCAGUAGCUGUAGAGCGGUACAAAAGCAUCACCGGCCGUGAUGUGAGCUCGCUAGGAUUUGCCAUCCAUUCAGAGGAGCGAUUUGAUUGGCUUGGUGCAUCCCCGGAUGGUCUUCUUGGAUGCUUUCCAGGAGGAGGGAUCCUUGAAGUAAAGUGCCCAUAUAAUAAAGGGAAGCCUGAGAUGGGUCUGCCCUGGUCAACUUUGCCAUUCUAUUACAUGCCUCAGGUGCAGGGCCAAAUGGAGAUAAUGGACAGAGAUUGGGUUGAUUUGUAUUGUUGGACACCAAAUGGGAGCACAAUAUUUCGGGUGUGUAGAGAACGUGGUUAUUGGGAGUUGAUACAUAGAAUUUUACGAGAGUUUUGGUGGGAAAAUGUGGUUCCAGCUAGGGAAGCUCUGCUGCUGGGAAGGGAGGACGAAGCCAAGGCAUACAACCCGACAUCAACACACAAACAGACAGGACUUGUGAUUGUUAAAAGCAUGAAGUUGGCUACUGAGUCUAAGUUGUUGUGUAGGGAGGUUGCAGGGCAUGUUGAAUUUUAUCGUUGAUGGGUGUCAAAUGGGAGGAUGAAUGAAUUCCACCCUUUUUUUGAACUUAUGAUUUAUUGGCUCCAUCAUGUAUUUGCUCAUUGGUUAAUCCCACCUCAUUGUAUGAUAUUCGUAUUAUUUAAUCCUGAUUAAUU